Cucumis melo (muskmelon) is the source of this 1498-nucleotide messenger RNA. RefSeq lists its product as uncharacterized. The record is from RefSeq and is a predicted model, not a curated record. The transcript is spliced from 9 exons. NCBI's taxonomy places the organism in Eukaryota, Viridiplantae, Streptophyta, Magnoliopsida, Cucurbitales, Cucurbitaceae. Gene Ontology annotation, biological process: endocytosis. Gene Ontology annotation, cellular component: clathrin vesicle coat; membrane. Bases 355 to 1308 code for a protein of 317 amino acids.
ACAGCAGAAGACGCCGAAGAAUCAAGAAAUCCAAGAUGAUCACGAAGACAAUGAAGCAAUUGAGCUUGUUCUCUUUCAAGUUCCGGAAUGUUAUGUCUAUUUGAUACCGCCAAGAAAAACUGCAGCUUCCUACAGGAAACGUAGACAUUUUAUUAACAUAAUGGCAUUAUCAAAGGGGGAAAAGUUCCAUCUGAUGGAUGAUGAAUUUUUUUUUCAAUCGGUCAUGAUAAUAGAUUUGCUUAGUUACAAAAAGGAGGGCCCAAUUUACACCAACUAAGGAGACAAUACAACGAUAGAUGUGAGAAAACCCACAUCUAAAUUGAGCCAAGGAAUCUUCUUUUCUUUCUUCUAAGGAUGCCCAGAGUCCCGAAUACUUCAAAAACAAAGUCCCAAAAGGUUCUUGCCUGUUUGCACCAAGUAAAUGGUUUUGGGAUUCCUCAUCCUUUUUAUACAGAAUGCAGCACUUUGGUGAGAUGGAUAUUCGUGGAGAUCCUUUUUGAAGCUUUGUCUUGUUUAUUAAGACACAAAUGGUUCAACUCCCAAAUGAAGAACUUCACCUUUUUGAAAUAUGGACCUUUUCAGAUGGAGAGGGCUGAUGAAUGGGAUGUGAAUAAAUGGGCUUGGGAGGGAAAACUAAAAGUCCUUAGUAAGGGAGAAGAAUGCAUUAUCAGACUUGAAGAUAAGAGCACAGGUGAGUUAUAUGCUCGGGCGUUCUUGAGAGAUGGAGAACAGCAUCCAGUUGAACCUGUAAUUGAUAGCAGCAGAUAUUUUGUUCUUCGCGUGGAAGAGAAUAUUGAUGGUCGCCUCCGGCAUGCAUUUAUUGGCAUAGGAUUUCGAGAAAGAACCGAGGCUUAUGACUUCCAAGCAGCUUUGCACGAUCAUAUGAAAUAUCUCAACAAAAAGAAGAGUGCAGAAGAGAUGGAACAACAGUUCCAGAAUACAUCCUCGGUUGAUUACAGUUUGAAAGACGGCGAGACUAUAGUACUUCAACUAAAAAGCAAAAAAAGCACUAGCAACAUCAAGAAAUCUACUGAGCUGGAUCAUGUGAAAGUUUCGUCAUCAGAAGAAGAAGGCAACACAAAAAAAGAGUCAAUUUUUUGUAUCAAACCACCUCCUCCUCCUCCAGCUCCACUUUCACCUGUUGCAUCCCAAAAAUCUCCUAAAUAUCUACCACCAAAUAUCAAUUUGGAAGAACCUUCUAAGAAAAAAGAUUUAGUACCUGAAAAAGAAGACACCAAUGAUGCUGAAGUUCAAAGCACACUUGAUAUACCUGACGACGAUUUUGGAGAUUUCCAGACAGCUGGGUGAUGAUGUGGACUGUGAUGUGGAACUUUGUACAUUCUCGAGUACUCUAAUCGAUCUUCAGUUUUUAGUAGAUUCUGCGCUACAAAUUGUUUAGUUUUUUACAAGAGAUCUUAUGUACUGUUGUUAAACCUUUGUUGUGAAAUUAGCUUGAAGAGUUUCCAAUAAAGAGUGAUACCAAAAUUAUAUGAUGUUA